Molecule: messenger RNA, 633 nt
Organism: Cooperia oncophora
Lineage: Eukaryota; Metazoa; Nematoda; Chromadorea; Rhabditida; Trichostrongylidae
Source: the annotation of a GenBank genome assembly
AUGCUCGGUAUGAACAGUGCGGAUCAGACGUCAGCGACCACGACAGCGAUUCCUCCUGCUCCAACGACAAUGCUACCUCUUUCGAAUGAUCAGGGUCCACUUGGAAAGUUGAUGGAACAAUGCAGUCGCCUCAACGCCAACGUUAUUCUUGACAAGCUCGAGACAAAGCCCACAGUGGACAAGUCCCCGAGCACGUCCGAAACUACAUAUCCGCAAUAUCAACACUACUGGCCAGGAGCUCCAUGGUGGGAUCAAACGGGCACAUGGUCAUUACCGUACACGUCAGUGGACGCCUACUCCCCAUACUUAUCCUCCCAGUUGGGAUUGUUGUCGUCAGUACCGCCAUCGACAUCUACGUUGAAUCAACGGCUUACGAUCAGCAAACAACCGACGACUUCAGCAGGUGGUGGAAAAUUUCCACGAGGCAAUUGCGAAUGUCCAAAUUGCCAGGAGACUGAGCGAGUAGGAAUCAAUAAUGUACCGGUGAAGAAACGUGGUAUCCAUAACUGCCAUAUUGCGGGUUGUGGAAAGGUCUACAAUAAGAGCAGUCACCUCAAAGCCCACCUACGUUGGCAUUCAGGAGAACGACCUCCGAAGAGGCGGUCCGCUGAGAACACGACUACUCAACAAUAA